AUGAGGGAUCCAAACAUAAAAAUAAGUAAAUAUCGUAUGAUAUGUUUCAUUGUUUUGGCGGCAACUAUCGGAUGUUUUGUGUAUUUUACAACAAACAGUAAUAAUUGUUCAGACAGUAGCAAUCUUUCAAACAGUAACAAUAUUUCAAACAGUGACAAUCUUUCAAGCAGUAACAAUCGUUCAAUCAGUGACAAUCUUCCAAACAGUGACAAUUAUUCAAACAGUAAAUUAUUCAAACGUCAUUCAAAGAGACAAAAUAGCAGUAAUGAUACUCAAUAUUUCACAUGGGAUAAUAAACCUGUCAAUUUGACUAUUAUCCCAAACGCCGCAUAUAAAAAAAUAUUUUAUGGAAUGGAUUAUGGUCCUGUAAAUGCUACUUAUCCUUUGUGCGGAAACACUUUGGCAAUCCUUAAAUUAAAUUUGGGCAUGACUAUUGUUCCCACUAUUUGGGUUGAUAAUAAUGAUACUACUUAUCAAAGACAAUUUGAUCUUUUAUUUAAUUUCAUCGAAAAUAUGGUGUAG
This is a messenger RNA of Racocetra persica, 522 nucleotides long. Lineage: Eukaryota; Fungi; Glomeromycota; Glomeromycetes; Diversisporales; Gigasporaceae. The record is from the annotation of a GenBank genome assembly.